UUGGGGUCCCCCUCCGAUAUCUGGAAACCAGUGUGCAUCUUGCGAUCCGUGAUUCCGCGUGAAGCUUCCGUGAUUCCGUCCGUGGAACCAGAAGGUGGUGCAGUGCCAAGAGUGCAGUGCUGAAGCACGGUAAAUUGAACGGGAUCCGGCCAACGGACUGUCUGUCUGCCCGUGUCGUUGUGUGAGAGUGUGUGCUCGACUGUGGGAGUGUGUGAAGGAAGGAGAGAGAAGAACAGUGCGGUGAGAGCGAGAAGCUGAUCCUGCCAUCAUGUCUGUACUGCUGCGGACCCUGGUACUGCUGGCCAUCGGGGCCACCACGGUGGUGCUAGCCCAGCGCCGUCUGGCGCUUCCGGACCCGAGAAGCUGCGCCAACCGUGUGCGACAUGCGACGUACCGCGAUGCCCGCGGAGUGGCCCACUCGUACUUCUUUAGCUGGGAGCACGCCCCGACCCGGAGCCUCGAGGUGGACUGGCUCGAUGCGCGUAACAUCUGCCGCCGGCACUGCAUGGACGCCGUCUCGAUGGAGACGCCGCAGGAGAACGAGUUCAUCAAGCAGCGUAUCGCCCGGGGCAACGUGCGCUACAUCUGGACGUCUGGCCGGAAGUGUAACUUUGCCGGAUGCGACCGACCGGACCUGCAGCCCCCGAACGAGAACGGGUGGUUCUGGUCCGGAUCGGGUGUCAAGAUCGGGGCAACUACCCAGCGCAACACCGGCGACUGGAGCUACACCGGAGGCUACGGACAGGCGCAACCGGACAACCGGGAGGCCGCUCAGGGUAACGACGAGUCCUGUCUGUCGAUCCUGAACAACUUCUACAACGACGGUCUCAAGUGGCACGACGUCGCCUGCCACCAUCUGAAGCCGUUCGUGUGCGAAGACUCCGACGAGCUGCUGAACUUUGUCCGCUCCCGCAACCCGGCCAUCCGUUUGUAGGACCCCCUUCUCUCCGGCAGUAGAGCAACCCCCGGAAGAAUCGACUGUGCAGAGCUUUCCCCGUUUUUUGUUUAUCGUGUUUAACUUCGAGUGAGUUCGGAGAUUCCCCAUCACUGUUGGAAUUCGUAUCGCCAAAAGUAUUAACCGCCAAGGAGCGAAGCGAAGCGAAAAACGGAAGAAAAGGCUACACAGGGAGAGAAAGAUGGAGUAAGAGUGACCAGAGAGACAGGACAACAAUAACACUGGCUUCCUUCUGCCGCACUCGAUGGAUCUGCUUUUUGUAAUAACUAUUUAUUGUACCUUAAGAAAACCGCUUCAGACAGUUCGGACGAUUUUCGUCGCCAUCGCCAAACUAUCACCCUGAAAAUCUGGAGUCUCCGACGAUCGGUGCCCAGCGAACAGCGCCCAGUGAUCGAGGACUCAUCCUUGGGAAACAAAACCUCGAGGCAUCGAGAGGGCUCAAAUACUUCACACACAAAAAAUGCACCACGACCGGACCGAUUUGGAUAGGCAAAAAGAAAAUGAGUUUUGAGAAAAAGGACAAACACAAACACACAAACAACAGCAACCCGUUCGAUGUUGACCGAAUUAUUGUUUUUAAAUUUGUAAGUUUUUGUUUUCAU
This is a messenger RNA of Anopheles bellator, 1557 nucleotides long. RefSeq lists its product as uncharacterized. The transcript has 4 exons. The coding region runs from base 269 to 934 and encodes 221 amino acids. The record is from RefSeq and is a predicted model, not a curated record. Lineage: Eukaryota; Metazoa; Arthropoda; Insecta; Diptera; Culicidae.